ACAACGUCAGUUUUGCAUGUAAAAUGAAUAAUUCAUACGUGAGGUAUAAAUCGAAUAAAAAUGAUGGUGGCCUUCUGUGAAAGUAUUACUCCCAGUCCAACAAGUCUUCAAGCUCAAAAUGGAUUCAAUCAAACUAGUGUUGAUUAUUUUGGCUUUUUUUGGGAGUGUAUUUUGUCAGCAUCCUGAAGAUUUUAACGUCGUAGAAAAAAUCUGGUCAUCCAAACCUGUAAGACUUGUUGCGGAAAGUUUCACGAAAGGAGUUUAUACAGUUCCUGGAUAUGCAGCAAAUGAAAGGGAAGACAGCUCGGAACCUCCGUUUGACCCUUCUCCAGAGUGCGGCGAUCAAUACUUAAACUUGACGGAGGGAGCAUUCGGAACGAUCACAUCUCCAAAUUAUCCGGAACACUACCCUUCAGGCCUUCAUUGUGAAUGGGUGAUUGAGAGCAUUCCUGGUACUGUGAUCGAAACUACUUUCUUCGACGUGGUCACGCAACCUUGGCUGUUUUCGUUUUCCGAUUAUGUUUUAGUUUCGCCAACUGGAAAAUGGGACAGUUAUCGGAGGUUUGCUGGUGAUGUAAAUCAUAAAAUGCCGUUUACUGUAGUAUCAAAAGAAAACCGCUUGGGCAUUCGCUUUGUGUCUUCAAGAUGGCUAAACUUCCGAGGAUUCAAGUUGACAUACGUUGUCAGAGCUAUGAAAGCUUCAGAUGAAUCGCCAGCAAUGAACGAAUAUGGCAGUGCCUUCAACAAUGAUCUUGUAGCAGUUUGCAGCUCAAAACCAAUUGCCAAUGACCGAGUAAACACCAAGUUUCAUUCAGGAUAUGAUAAAUACGAGAAAAGUGUUGAACAACGGAUAGAAAGACAAAUUCGUAUUGUGAAUGGUGUUGAAACACUCCCACACCAAUACCCAUUUAUGGUCAUUAUUCUUACAAACCAAGGUGGAUUCUGUGGUGCUUCGUUGAUUGAUCAAAGUCAUGUUCUCACAGCAGCCAGUUGUUUCGACAGUGGCGAAGAAGAACUACAAUCCCUUGAUCUGGUAUUUGGAACAUACAACUUAUCUAAUAGAGCAGAAAAUCUCUAUGCCAGGCAGUACCGUUCUGUGCAGUAUCCGGAUAUUGCGAAUAAUGUCUUUAUUCAUCCACAUUACGAACCAAAGUCUGGAGCAAAUGAUAUCGCCAUUGUGAGAGUGGGAAAGGUUAAAGUUACAAAAUAUGUUCAACCCGUUUUUCUCCCGAGUGUGUACACCGAAUCAAACUCAUUUAGCGGAUGGGAACUACGAACAGUUGGUUGGGGAUCAGUAGAUGCGGACAAGUCCAAAAUCAAAUUGUCCCCCGUUUUACGUGAAGCUGCUGCCACGGUUAUUCCAACCCUCCAUUGUCGAGAAGAAUUUUCCGGAUCGGUGACUGGAAAUCACAUAUGCACAAAAAAUCCAUUUAUAAAACCUGGUGUACCCAAACCAACAACCGAAUUGACAUCUACUCUAGAAGUUGAAACGACAGAGUAUCCAUCCUCAUCAACAGCAGAUGAGAUAACCACAUCAAUUGUUCCAGAAGAGGAAUCUAGCGUUUCACCAUCUGCAUCAUAUGCCAAUGAUGAUUCUUCAGACGAGGACACCCCUUCAGAAUCUCCCACUGUUGAAUAUCAAAGUCCAUGUUACGGAGACAGUGGUGCCCCAUUGUUGGCCGAGUUUGAAGAAAAUUACUCGGAAGCCGAUGCAAUUGAUCCUAACAAAGCUGGGGCUUCAAUGCAUGAUUGCGUCAACGCUAAGCAAAAUGGAGCUGGAAAUCCUGUCAAACAACCACAAGAUACGGUAUGUCAACGCCCUAAAGACAAGACUGAAAAAUGGUUUGUCCAAGUUGGUGUUCUUUCAUUCGGAUCUCGAGUUUGCGGACGAAGAAUCCCAGUAGUUUACACCAGAGUGACAGCAUAUUUACAAUGGAUAGCAUACAUAACUGGGCGGCAUGGGUAAUUACUGUAAUUAGUAUAUGAAAAUCACGUGCACAUGCAUCACUUUUACACCAGAAGUUUAUCCUCAAUAAAGAGAACAAUAGAAGUUCAAGGGACUUGGGACUUGUA
Molecule: messenger RNA, 2073 nt
Organism: Folsomia candida
Lineage: Eukaryota; Metazoa; Arthropoda; Collembola; Entomobryomorpha; Isotomidae
Product: ovochymase-1
Exons: 8
Coding region: 119-1966 (615 amino acids)
Biological process (GO): proteolysis
Molecular function (GO): serine-type endopeptidase activity
Source: RefSeq, a predicted model, not a curated record